This is a messenger RNA of Anolis carolinensis (green anole), 632 nucleotides long. RefSeq names its product ribosomal protein L26 like 1 (gene rpl26l1). Gene Ontology annotation, biological process: cytoplasmic translation; ribosomal large subunit biogenesis. The record is from RefSeq and is a predicted model, not a curated record. Gene Ontology annotation, cellular component: cytosolic large ribosomal subunit; ribosome. Bases 149 to 586 code for a protein of 145 amino acids. NCBI's taxonomy places the organism in Eukaryota, Metazoa, Chordata, Lepidosauria, Squamata, Anolidae. The transcript is spliced from 4 exons. Gene Ontology annotation, molecular function: RNA binding; structural constituent of ribosome.
GGCGCGCGAUGGCGCUGGCGGGAACUCCUUGCCGGGCCCUCUCCGAAUAGGAAGCCGCUCUCGCGAGAGCCGAGAUCUCACUAGUACCGCCGGACGUGUGUGGGAGCUCUCUUUCCGGGCGGCCAUCGCCGAGGCAGCAGCGGUCAAGAUGAAGUUCAAUCCAUUUGUGACCUCUGACCGCAGCAAGAAUCGCAAACGGCACUUCAAUGCACCAUCACAUAUUCGCAGAAAGAUCAUGUCCUCUCCUCUGUCCAAGGAACUGAGGCAGAAAUACAAUGUCCGUUCCAUGCCCAUUCGAAAGGAUGAUGAAGUCCAGGUCGUCCGGGGCCAUUACAAAGGGCAGCAAAUUGGCAAAGUAGUCCAGGUGUACAGGAAGAAAUAUGUUAUCUACAUUGAACGCGUACAACGUGAGAAAGCCAAUGGCACAACUGUACAUGUUGGCAUCCACCCUAGCAAGGUGGUAAUCACAAGACUAAAGCUGGACAAGGAUCGCAAAAAGAUAUUGGAACGGAAAGCAAAGUCUCGCCAAGUUGGCAAAGAGAAAGGAAAAUACAAGGAAGAAACAAUUGAGAAGAUGCAAGAAUAAAAUGGACUCAUUUGAGAAACCCAUUAAAAUUCUAGUGAAACAUAAA